GCGAGGAGGCAGCUUGCGCUGGCUGCUGUCGAGGAGGCCGGGGUCCUGGAGACCAUGCGCCCGCGGCAGUCACCUGGGCCUGCAGGAGCCUGCUGCCCUUGAGAUGGAGUUGCUGCCCCUUUGGCUCUGCCUAGGUCUUUACUUCCUGACUGUGGAAUGGAGGAACGGAAGCAGGACAGCCACAGCUGCUUCCCAAGGGAGCUGCAAGUUGAUAGAUGGAGUUGCUGACUGCCAAGGGCAGAACCUUGUUUCAGUGCCCAGCAACCUCCCAUCCCACACUAGUAUGCUCAUCCUGGAUACCAACCCUCUGAAAACCCUGUGGAAUUACUCUCUCCAGCCUUACCCCCUCCUGGAGAGCCUCAGCCUGCACAGCUGCCUCUUAGAGCGCAUCGGCCGCCACGCCUUCCAGGAGCAAGGCCACCUGCGCAGCCUGGCCCUGGCUGACAACGCCCUGUGGGAGAACUACAAAGAGACAGCCGCUGCUCUGCAUACCCUGCCUGGGCUGCAGAGGCUGGACUUGUCAGGAAACUCCUUGACGGAAGACAUGGCAGCCCAGAUGCUCCACAAUCUCUCCUCGCUGCAGGUUAUAUCCCUGGCCAGGAACACCCUCAUGAGGCUUGAUGAGUCUGUCUUUGAGGGCCUGGAGUCUCUCCAGGAGCUGGAUCUGCAGAGGAACUACAUCUUUGAGAUUGAAGGUGGUGCUUUUGAUGGCUUGACCAAGCUGCAACGCCUCAACCUGGCUUACAACAACCUACCCUGCAUCGUGGACUUCAGCCUUACCCAGCUGCGGUUCCUGAACGUCAGCUAUAAUAUCCUGGAGUGGUUCUUGGCGGCCAGGGAAGAGGCGGCCUUCGAGCUGGAGCUGCUGGACCUGUCUCACAACCAGCUACUCUUCUUUCCUCUCCUGCCCCAGUGCAAUAAGUUGCAUACCCUGCUGCUUCGGGACAACAAUAUGGGCUUCUACAGGGACCUGUACAACACCUCGUCGCCACAGGAGAUGGUGGCACAGUUCCUCCUUGUGGAUGGAAAUGUGACCAACAUCACCACAGUGAGCCUGUGGGAAGAAUUUGCCUCUGGUGAACUGUCAGCACUCCGUAUCCUAGACAUGAGCCAGAACCAGUUCCAGUACUUGCCAGAUGGCUUCCUAAAGAAAGCACCUUCCCUCUCCCACCUAAACCUCAACCAGAAUUGUCUGGUGAGGCUCCACAUCCGGGAACAUGAGCCCCCAGGAGCACUCACCGAGCUGGAUCUGAGCCACAACCAGCUGUCAGAGCUACACCUGGCUCCAGGGCUCGUCGGCUGCCUGAGGAACCUUCGGGUAUUCAAUCUGAGCUCCAACCAGCUCCUCGGGGUCCCGACUGGCCUUUUUGCCAAUGCCAGUGACAUCACUACAAUCGACAUGAGCCACAACCAGAUCUCACUGUGUCCCCAGCCAGCUGCCUUAGACUGGGUAGGCCCCACCAGCUGUGUGGAUUUCAGGAAUAUGACAUCUUUAAAGAGUCUCUCUCUGGAGGGCUGUGGGCUGAGGGCCUUACAAGACUGCCCUUUCCAGGGAACCUCUCUCACUCACUUAGAUCUAUCUAACAACUUAGGGGUUCUGAAUGGAACUGUUGCCCCUCUCUGGGAUAUUGCCCCCACAUUGCAGGUCCUGUCCCUCCGAAAUGUGAGCCUUAGUUCUGGCUUGGCAGAGUUGGACUUCUCUGGGUUUGGAAAUCUGAAACACUUGGAUCUGUCAGGAAAUUCCUUGGCCAGCUUUCCAAAGUUCAAGGGCAGCCUGGCUCUGCAGACUCUGGAUCUCCGGAGAAACGCUCUCACCGCCUUUCCCCAGAGGGCUGUGUCUGAGCAGCUCCUGAGGAGUCUGCAGACUGUCUACCUCAGCCAGAAUCCAUAUGACUGCUGUGGGAUGGAUGGGUGGGGGGCCCUGGAGCACUUAGAGGCCAUCGCUGAUUUGGCUAUGGUCACUUGCAAUCUCUCCUCCAAGGUUGUUCGCGUGAUGGAGCUGCCCGGAGGGAGGCCCCAGAUCUGUAAGUGGGAGCAGGUGGACAUGGGCCUGCUCUACCUUGUGCUUCUUCUCCCCAGCUGUCUCACCCUUCUGGUGGCCUGCACCAUCAUCUUCCUCACUUUCAAGAAGCCUCUGCUUCAGCUAAUCAAAAGCCGCUGUCACUGGUCCUCCAUAUACUGACCCACAACAUGCCAGCUCAGAUAUUUCAUCUGUGCAUACAAGGAUGCUUUCCCAGCUAGACUUGAAGAUCUGCUGCAGGGGUCAAAGUUUGUUUUGUUUUGUGUGUGCCCAUUUUGUUUUGUUUUGAGCCCAGGGCUUGGGUUCUAUCCCUAU
Dipodomys ordii (Ord's kangaroo rat) is the source of this 2335-nucleotide messenger RNA. It is a transcript of the gene Nrros, whose product is annotated as negative regulator of reactive oxygen species. Gene Ontology annotation, molecular function: protein binding. Lineage: Eukaryota; Metazoa; Chordata; Mammalia; Rodentia; Heteromyidae. The transcript is spliced from 3 exons. The record is from RefSeq and is a predicted model, not a curated record. The coding region runs from base 104 to 2182 and encodes 692 amino acids.